GGAGAAAAUCACGAAUCCGCUUUCAAAAUUGAAAAUGGGUUUCUGGGUGCAAAGUUAUGACCCCUCAAAGUGGCCGGUCGGUCGGUCGGUCUGGGUAAAAGGGGGAUCCAUUCUCAAAAGUUGGGGCGGGCUCAUCUUUGCAGCGGGCUCAUCUUUUCAGUAGGGUUUACAAUUAAAUUUACAGGUGUGCGCGACAAAAUGCACGGUGUUGGGGGGCAUUCUAAGGAAGGGGCAAGUAGCAGGGAACGGCUGCAAAAUUGCAACAUCGUUCGUAGCGAGCGUGAACGGACACUGAGCAGACGUGCACGUUGUGGGAGGGUUACGCUCACAUUCCUUUGCCGGGACGCUUUCUUUCAGCCGCAGAGUCGGAGUGGCAGACCGCGGAGGCAGGCGAGCAUUGCGCGAGGCGCGAUGCAGGAGGUACUAGCUGCAGCGCGAGCAUCGAAGCAGGUGGCGGAGUACGCGGAAGCAUCGCGUGUGAGGGUGGUUGAUGGCUGGGGCGACGGCCUGCCUGCGGCCAUGGCGGCUGCGGUUCAGGCCCGCGGUGGCGGCCUGGUCCGACUGAGAGUGCGUCAGGACCACGAGGUGGUGCAGCGCCAGCGCCGCAGCUGGCGCGCUCGAGCGGCACUUGUGGAAGCGCUGGGGAUUGAGCGGUAUGACAACCCAAGCUCAGCGGCCAAGCUGGUCCUGCUCCAGGCGAAACCUGGUGCUGUGCUUGCGGACGUGUCGCCGGGGGAGCACAUGUGCAUGGUGCUGAGCGCGCUGCUGGGGCUACUGGCGUGCCCAGACCUGGAGGAUCAGGUGUACAACGAAAUCGCAGGUCUGCUUGCGGGCGUGGAGCUGGACCACGGACGGGCACUGCGUCAGCGCAUUGGCGGGAAGCUGCGUGAGGCGGUCGAGGUGCUGGAGGAAUACGUGGCUCACCUCCGGUCAAUCUCGGACAGCGCGCAGCUCCCAAAAGCUGAGCAUGAGCUGCGGCGGGCACAGGAAGCGCUGGAGAUGUUGGCGGCACCCGCCGACACAGACGACAGCAUGCUGGAGGUGGACACCGUUAAGGUGGUCGUGGACAUCAUGACUGGGCUGGACGUUAACGUCCUCGUAGUAAGCCUGGUCGACCAGCAGGACCUGGGCGGGCACGUCACUGCAGCGUACAGCCGGACCACGCAUGUGGCGCUGCGCGAGCUGGCGGUCUCGGGCGGUGGCGCCCUGGAGCUGCCCUCAUGCAGCACUGUAGUGCUGUUUUUUGCGCACAAUCAUGCAAACUCCGUUCUGCUGGGCAAGGUGGGCGACCAGAAGACGGAGGUGGAGGUGCUGCUGGACAUGGCCGCGGAGACGCACGAAUGGAGGCAGGGCGGCGUUGUGUCACUCGGCAGCGGUGGCGCAAUUGGAGCAGCGGCAGUACAGCGCGGGUCUGCGGCUGGCUCGUUUGUGCAGCCGCAGUCUGCUGAGGUUUUGCACAGGUUCGUGCCAACUUUUGUUCCUUGCGCUUCUGUCCUGCAGCGCGCGGCACAAUGGGUGCAGCUCAACGAGGCGUGCGUAGGUAUACCCCAGACUUAGCACACAUGCAUAGUAUGGGGUACUUCGGGGAGCGGCAUGUCGGCAUUUUGGAAGAUGCCUGGGGAACGGGUCAGGGACAGGCCGGUGCCGGGCGGCUUUUGCAUGGAUGAACGCGUCAGCUCAUUUCGUACUAUCAAGUAACAUUGGAGUAAGCCGUUGCAUAGCAGGCCAGUCUAUCAGGAUACUUGUCGGCGGACGGGUGACAUGUCCACAUGUCGGUCGGUCAAAGUGUGUUCCCAAGGCGGAUCAAUUUGCAUAGCGAUAGAUCUCACCGAGAGCAGUCAAUUGGCACCAACCUGACAAAAAACUAAAGGGUUCUGAGGGGGUUUUGGGGGGUCGGUCGGUCGGUAGGUAGGGGGGUCCGGGAGACGUUUUGUGGCAUGGGGUCAAGAAAGUUUGUUCCUACCCCCCCCCCCCUGGUGCGUCCGUCCCAACACUUUCGGCAUCAUAGUCGCCCUGAUUAAGGUGCUGCCGUGCUGCCUUAAGAAACGGGUGCUGGGCUGCUGGGGUGGUGUCAGACUGUGCCAGACAUAAGACAGGAUAGGAACCCCCUGCCUCAUUCUGCUGGCCUCUGCUGGGUCAGUAGGCAGGGCGUCGAGAACCGGACAGUGUGGUGGAGCAUGUUUAUGAGCCAGCACGACCACGCAACUGAACCAUUGGGGAAGGAAGUAUCGGCCAUCUGGGAUUCCCGCAAUGCCACCGUCAUGGCUCACUGGGAACGAAGGUCGCUUGUAAACUAUCCACACA
Molecule: messenger RNA, 2304 nt
Organism: Chlamydomonas reinhardtii
Lineage: Eukaryota; Viridiplantae; Chlorophyta; Chlorophyceae; Chlamydomonadales; Chlamydomonadaceae
Exons: 6
Coding region: 199-1557 (452 amino acids)
Source: RefSeq, a predicted model, not a curated record